This is a messenger RNA of Benincasa hispida (wax gourd), 3115 nucleotides long. It is a transcript of the gene SYN3, whose product is annotated as Rad21/Rec8-like family protein. Gene Ontology annotation, biological process: replication-born double-strand break repair via sister chromatid exchange; sister chromatid cohesion. Gene Ontology annotation, molecular function: protein binding; chromatin binding. The record is from RefSeq and is a predicted model, not a curated record. NCBI's taxonomy places the organism in Eukaryota, Viridiplantae, Streptophyta, Magnoliopsida, Cucurbitales, Cucurbitaceae. Gene Ontology annotation, cellular component: cohesin complex.
UUCUUCAGAAUCUUGGUUGGCAAAAGCAAAAACGAAGAAGAAGCCCUAGCACCAAGCCGCUCCCUCUUCCUCUCUUCUCCAGCGUUUUCCGGCGACGUUUCUCUCCGUCAAGGCACUCUGAUUGGCCUCAAGGCAGUUUACUCCGGUCUGUAAAUUCGGACAUUUUUGAACACCAACGACAAGGUAACCACGUAUGACUGAGCUAAUUCAAUUGUGCAUCUUUCCUGCUCCGCUAAAUGAAAGUAUCGACUGAACGGAAGUUUUGCUUGAUUGAAAAUUCUGUCUAAUAGACAGUAUUGAAAGUUUUGUUUCUUAAAGUUUCAGCUUCAAGGAGAAAAGAAAUGUUUUACUCGCACACAUUGUUGGCCCGUAAAACCCCAUUGGGGACCGUGUGGUGUGCAGCUCAUUUGCAGCACCGUCUCAACAAGAAAGACUACGAGAAGACUAAAAUUCCUAUCGUCGUUGAUGCAAUCAUGUUUGGAGAAGUUCCUCUAGCCCUGCGAACGUCAAGCUACCUUCUCUUGGGUGUUGUGCGAAUUUAUUCAAAACAAAUUGAUUAUUUAAAACAUGAUGUCGAUGUAUUGGUGAUGGAGCUACGAAAAAUGUAUAUGCACGCUUCAGCAAAACUCACUUUGCCUGAGAAUGCCUAUCAAGCACCUUUUCAUUCUAUCACUUUGCCUGAGACUUUUGAUCUUGAUGCCCUGGAAUUGGAUGGUGAUACAUAUCAUGAUGGAGUUCCAGAUACUCAUCUCAGGAGUCUGGAAGAGAUCACUCUAGCAGAUCAAAUUUCUGUUGGAAGAGAUACUUAUGUAGAUAUAUCUUUCGAUGAGGAUGUCAUGCAGGAUUUAUCACAUCUUGGAGAGUCUCCUGAUUUGGGGAUCCAAUCAAUGGAAGAUGACGUGAUCCCUCCACCUCAUGUGGAUACUACUAUAAAUGUUGAAGUCCCAAGUGUUAAUGAAGAUGUACUUAACAUGACACUUGAUGAGGACAAUAUGGCACAAAGUUUUCCAGAAGUUGAAGUUCCGGAUCCCAUGUAUGUUCAAGAUUUUGGUCUGAGUAAUCAAAGCAUGCGUGAAGUUGAUGACUCUCCUGAAAAUGUUCGAGAAAGGGAAGGUCUACAAGAAGAUGUCCCUGAUUUUAUUACAAAAGAUGUUCCUACGGUGUCUCCACUUGGUAAGGAUGCCAUGACUGAACCACAAAGCCUCAUAGACGAGAAUAUAAAUCAGGAAGAUCUUUUACCAAUCAUGGAAGAAAAGACGACUCUUCCAAGUACAUCAUUACCGUAUGAGCAAAGUGCCGGACCUCCAACUUCUGCUUCUCCACCAGAGGCAUUUAAACAAUCUUCCGUGGAACAUGUUCUUCAACCCACUCCUCCACAGCAGCCAAGGCCAAGAUCAAGGAAGAGAAAACAAUUCUUUGACAAGUCUACUGUGUUGACUAAUAAGUUUAUGAAAGAGGCUCUCGAGGAUUCUAGUGAUUUAUUACGUGAGAGGAGAAACAUUCCAAGCUCUUCUUUGGAGAUAUGGAAGUUAAACAACAAGUUGAAAAAGGAAAAUGUUUUCUAUCAUCCUUCCAUCACUGGUCUUUGUCAUGAUCUCUCUGAUAUUUUUAAUGUAAGCUACAUUGCUUCAAAAUGUCGUACAACAUCCUUGGAGGAACAUUUUAGGGAUCAUGGUGAUACGAGAAACAUUGCUUCAACAAGUGAAACUUUCUUCGGCGAAGCAGAUGCUCCAUCUCCAGCUCCAGAAGAUGCUUCCACUUCACAUACCGGAAUUCCAACCACCGACGUUCCUGUUGGAAACAUUCCUUCAGCAGGCGUAACUUUUUUGCCCUCUGUAGUUGCCUCAUCUCUAGCUCGAGAAGCUGCUUCUUCACCACAUCCUAGAAUUCCACCCACUGUCGAUCCUGCUUCUGCUUCCUUUUCUGAUAUGGAGAUUGAACAUUGCCGUGAUGUUGAGGGCAGUAGGGGGGAUGAUACCUUGGCGGACUUGGUUGUUCCUCCAACAAGGUUUAUGCCUUCUCCUAGGCCAUCUGAAGGCUUAGGUUCACCAUCACUAAUAAUUUCAUCUACUGGAAGACUGUCAACGCCUGGAUCUGUAUCAACUGAACCUUCAAGAUCCAUGUUUGAAACUCCUGGGACAGCUGACGAGGGACUGGAUGCGUUAAAUCUUACACUCUCGGGUAUUCCUGAGCAGAUUAGUACUGCAGAUGAGGAUCUUUAUUUCCUGGAAGCAGAUAGCUCACCAACUGGUAAAUCAAGGUCUCAGGGAACUCAUGGUGUUGACUCGUUGUCAGUGAGAACGAGGGCUGUAGGUCGGUAUUUAAGGAGUCUUUCUCCUAUAAAAUCAAUCUCAAAUGAUUCGACACAAGAUCUUUCUUUGAAUGGCAUCCUAGAAGGAAAAAGAAGAAAGCUAUGCGCACGGAUGUUCUAUGAGAUUCUGGUUUUGAAGAGUUAUGGACUUAUCGAUGUACAGCAAGAUGUACCUUAUGGUGACAUCACUUUGAAAUUGACUCCAAAGCUUUCUAUGCCUUAAAUAUAGCACACAUUAUAUAUUUGGCUAAGGUGUGCACUGUAUUUACCGGUUGCUGAUGACCCUCUGACCGCAUGGUAGUUUCGGGUAAAUGUUCCCUGUUGCAAGAGGAGUUGGAUCGGUGUAGCAGUAGCAAAUUUUGACCCAUGUAUAGCAUGGUUUGUAAUGGUUUUGUGGUAAAAUGCCUAAAUGUAAAUUAUUAAAAGGCUAAUUAUCACUAUUUUGUAAAUCACAUCUUGUAUUUAUAGAUCAUAUCAGAACUCGUACAUUUGAUGCGUAGAACAUGUCUCUUGCAUCGGUUUUGUUUAGAUUCAGGAUUUCCUUAGAUUGCCUUUCCAAGAUUUUCAGCAUGAUUUCUUUAACUUAAAAAUAGUUUUUUAAGCACUUUAAAUGUCAAUCCAAGGAGGCUUUAAAUGGGUAAUCAAAUUGGUUAUUACAAGUGUAAUUGCUCCACGGUAGGUGUGAUGAUCUACUACAUGGGUGAGCCCUUUGGUUCAAGUUUAGGAUGACCCAACAAUGCCUAGGAAAAGUAGAAAAGAGCAGAAGCAUCCAACUCCAAGCAGUCGAUAACUACUCAUAGCUAU